Messenger RNA from Coniosporium apollinis CBS 100218, 405 nucleotides. RefSeq lists its product as uncharacterized. The transcript is spliced from 4 exons. Bases 1 to 405 code for a protein of 134 amino acids. The record is from RefSeq and is a predicted model, not a curated record. NCBI's taxonomy places the organism in Eukaryota, Fungi, Ascomycota, Dothideomycetes.
AUGUCGUCCUCCAUCGCUAUCCCCAAGCGCAGGAAGCAGCAGGCUGUCAGCGAAGCCCCAAGUCCCAGCAGUUCUUCGUCCUACUCGAGCUCGGCGGACUCACCACGCACGUCGCAAGCUACGUCCGCCACGUCCUCACCGCAGACUCGCUACAACCAUGAUCGGCGGCCGUCGUUGUUGAGCUCCUCCAUCUCGAAGUGCGAGCACAUGGUUAUCAACGUCGGACACCCUGACGCUCCUCGGCUGAUAACGUGUGUCAAGUCUUCGCAAGGCUUCGACUGGAACCAAGACCUCUUCCUCCCCUCCUACAUCGACCAUGACUCUUACGAUCUCGAGCAUAAGAAAGACCCGAUUCAAGACAUAGUUCUUACGGAUGAGGAGGCUGCAUCGUUCCUCCCGCAGUAA